Molecule: messenger RNA, 2476 nt
Organism: Osmerus eperlanus (European smelt)
Lineage: Eukaryota; Metazoa; Chordata; Actinopteri; Osmeriformes; Osmeridae
Gene: cmss1
Product: cms1 ribosomal small subunit homolog
Exons: 11
Coding region: 1017-1922 (301 amino acids)
Cellular component (GO): nucleus; 90S preribosome
Source: RefSeq, a predicted model, not a curated record
ACACAGUUCUAACUUUAAACCCCUUUCUUUCUCCAUUCGCUUCCUUAAUGAGCGCGCUCUCUCCUCCCUCACCUCUCUUCCUCGUCAUUAGGCUGUGUCCUUUUUGUUUGUCUUGCCAGUGUUCUUUGUCCAAAAUCCACCAUAAAACCCCCGUUUUAACUUAGGUGUAACAAUGUGGCAUGGUUGGUGCACGAAACAAGACAAUGUGAAUGAAGUCGACGACCAUCUUCUGAUGCUGGCAGAGCAGAGGCAGAGCGACGUUUUGUUCAGGCCUACACAGGAGAUAUAGCAGGUUCGGAGUGUUUUGUUCCUCGCCAGAAUGCAGUCAAAUAUCAGCCAAGAGACGGGGGAUAUGGGGGUGUUUGUUUCUUCCAGCGGAGGACGUUAAAUUAUACGUGAGAAUGCCAUUUAGAGACCAUUGUUCCAGUCAAAUUUUGUCCGCACUUUGCUCAAUGUGUUCACUUUAUCCUAUUUCUUAUUCUCUAUCCCUCUUGCUUUGUUACUUUAUUUUCUCCUCUGGGAAGGAAACAGCAGAAGCGUUGUGACCCUGUAUAAUUUCCUAAGUAAUCAGCCGGCUCUCGCGCUUGGUGGCAAAGCUUUAAUCAAAUGUCUCACAUGCUUCCAUGAGCCAGAAAUGUGUUAUUCCGACAGAAACAAAAAAGCAUGCAAUUACUCCCAGGAGACCUGUUCCUCCCUCUCACCCUCCCUCCUCUCCUCUCCUCCAAUCACGUCCUCCCUCCAUCCUCUCCUCCACAGCUGCAGAAAAGAGGGGAGAAUUCCAGUCACGUCCUACUCUUCCUCCUUUUCUUUUUUCUUCCCUUUUUUCUCUGUGUGCUAAACUAAUGAGAGAGCUUUGGCCUGUGAUAAUGACAGCAAGGGCUCUGAAAUGUAAACCCAACACAAUGACUCUGGGGAACUAUGCCGGUGGUAUUCCAGCCCCGAGGAAACAUUAUACCCCAGACGACGACUAUGAUGACUAGUGAGACAGCGGUACUUUUGGAUCAGCGAGUCUGAAGAUGGGAGACGAUUUGGGCGAAGAGUGGUGGGAGAAAGGGGGCGAUUUAGAUGUUGUAGAUGUAUCUGAGAAAGAGGAGGUGAAGGAGGAGAAGAAACCGACUUUAGAAGAAGCCCCCUCUCAGGAGAAGAAAAAGAGGAAGAGGGUGAGGAAGAAGAAGAGUGCAGCGACAGAGGCGCCUGACCAACCCACGAAGAAGAAAAAGACUUCUCAGAAAGAGUGUUUUGUUUCUGAGGAGAAGGAGGAGGAACCGGGGGAGGCUAAGAAGCCUAAGAAGAAGAGAAGGAAGAAAAAGACAAUCACAGAUGUUCUAGCGACUUCAGAACCCAAAGCGGGCAGUCCAGUGGACCUGCAGAACCUGGUGGUGGAACACUUCUCAGACAAGCGCUCCGUCAUCGAGAUGGAGGACCUCAACCUGCUGGAUUCCUGUUUCCUGUCCUGUAAUGACCUGACCCACAGUCUGUCCUCCUACCUGAAAGAGAUUUGUCCCAAGUGGGCCAAGGUCCAGAAGCAGCACACAGAGAAGGGAGCUGUAGUCCUUCUCAUCGUCUGUAGUUCCGCCCUCCGCACCAUCGAGCUCAUUAAGCAGUUGACCACCUUCAAGGGGACAGCCAAAGCCCUGAAGCUUUUUGCAAAACACAUCAAGGUGGAAGAGCAGGUGAAGUUUCUCCAGAGAGAAAUCACUCACAUUGGGGUAGGAACUCCAGGAAGACUCCAGGCGUUGGUUCAGAGAGAGGGUCUGAACUUGCAGCUGCUGCGCUUCCUGGUUCUGGACUGGAACUGGAGAGACCAGAAGCAGCGCAGGAUGGUGGACGUACCUGAGAUCAAGUUUGAUUUGCUAAAGCUGCUGGAUGUUGGCAUCUUAAACGGCUGCAGGGAAGGCAGAGUCAGAAUUGGCCUGUUCUAACACACACACACACACACACAUCUGUACACUCACACACACAGCCAUAACCUCCCCCGUUUUCACACACUGACACAUAACUUAACGAAUCGUUUUAAACAGUCAAAGUGCAGUGAGGCGUGCAGCCUGCCUUCUAGCCUCUCUGGACGUAUGAAUUGUUUACUUCAAACAAAACUGUGUUCAUCCCCCUCAUCUCCCUGCCCCGGCCUCUCCCUGCCCCGGCCUCUCCCUGCCCCGGCCUCUCCCUGCCCCGGCCUCUCCCUGCCCCGGCCUCUCCCUGCCCCGGCCUCUCCCUGCCCCGGCCUCUCCCUGCCCCGGCCUCUCCCUGCCCCGGCCUCUCCCUGCCCCGGCCUCUCCCUGCCCCAGCCUCUCCCUGCCCCGGCCUCUCCCUGCCCCAGCCUCUCCCUGCCCCGGCCUCUCCCUGCCCUGGCCUCUCCCUGACUCCGCAGGAAGCUUGUCUUGUUGUCCUCUCUGCUCUCAGAGACCUCCUGAAGUCCCCUCUCCUUGUGUUUGUACUUGAACAUGAACCCCCCCCCCCGUGUGUGACAAUGUUAAAU